UAAUACAGUGUCGAAUAAUAAGAAUAAAUGGAGCGAACAGAAUCGAGGGCGGAUGUGGUCAAGUACCGCAUUGUAUCUCCAAUGAAAACACGAAGCAUUAUGCCUCGAGACGUUGUUGAAUCCGGCGAAGAAGAUGUAAUCCCGCCAACGCAACUGAUAACUUCUAACACUCCGCACUUUAAUCCGCAUAAGUGUCUAAAGACUCCGCAAAGCGAAGAAUGUUCUAAAAGAGAAAGGCCAUCGCAAUUCGAACGUCAGAAGCGGAAGGGGUAUUCCCCUUGUAAAGCGAGUCCUCAAAAGGUUCCGAAAAAAUAUAACAGCGACUGUUUCGCCGAGUUAGCUAAUGCGUUCACUGAGGCAGACAACGAAAUUAUGAAGUUGAAAAACAAGAUUGACGCGUACGAGUAA
Molecule: messenger RNA, 408 nt
Organism: Ceratina calcarata
Lineage: Eukaryota; Metazoa; Arthropoda; Insecta; Hymenoptera; Apidae
Exons: 3
Coding region: 28-408 (126 amino acids)
Source: RefSeq, a predicted model, not a curated record